Messenger RNA from Polychytrium aggregatum, 444 nucleotides. RefSeq lists its product as uncharacterized. The record is from RefSeq and is a predicted model, not a curated record. The transcript is spliced from 2 exons. The coding region runs from base 1 to 444 and encodes 147 amino acids. NCBI's taxonomy places the organism in Eukaryota, Fungi, Chytridiomycota, Chytridiomycetes, Polychytriales.
AUGCAGUCGCCUGAAGAACGCUCCGUCAAAGUCUCGUCGGCCCUGUGGGUGACGGCAUGCACCCUGGGCGCAUCGGCAGUGAUCCUCGGCGCUUUUGGCAGCCACGGGCUCAAGCGCAUCAUCCAGGACCCAUCCAAAAUCGCCAGCUGGUCGACUGCCACCCAGUACCAAAUCUACCACUCGAUUGUCCUCCUGGGCGCCUCCCAGAUCCCCACCGCCCGCUUGUCCUCGGGCCUCUUCAUUACGGGCAUCACGCUCUUCUCGGGAUCGAUCUACUUGCUGGUGCUGAACCCCGCCCGCUUCCGUUUCCUCGGUCCGGUCACGCCUCUGGGUGGACUCUGUCUGAUCGGCGGAUGGAUCGCAUUGGCCUUUGCCAAGCCGGCCUCGAUGUUUGCAGGCCACCAUGGCUACACGGCUGCACCAACCAGCGAUCGCUCCGACUGA